CCCUAACAAUAACCCUAAAACUCCAUGGCAAUAUCCAAGCUUGCAAUAUACUUAGCAUGCAUCAUAGCACUAACCAUGGCAGGCCAUGCAGUGGCACAUAAUUCACCGGAUCACUAUCUUAAUCCCCACAACUCAGCUCGCAGCGACGUCGGUGUUGGUCCGGUGACAUGGAAUGACACCGUGGCCGCCUACGCAGAGGACUACGCCAACCAAAGAGCCAAGGAUUGUGAGCUCAUCCACUCCAAUGGAUCUUACGGUGAGAACCUCUUUUGGGGUUCUGGGACUAAUCACAGUGAAGAGGAUGCAGUGAAUGCAUGGGUCUCUGAAAAGCAAGACUAUGAUUACUAUAGCAACACUUGUGCUAAAGGAAAGGUGUGUGAACAUUACACUCAGGUGGUAUGGAGUAGCUCAACAAACAUUGGUUGUGCUCGUGUGGUGUGUAACAAUGAUGGCGGUGUCUUCAUCAUCUGUAACUAUUUCCUUGCUGGGAAUAUAGAAGGACAACGCCCUUACUAAGGGAAUAUUGAUCAAGAUUCAAGACCCCUCUAUUUGUGUGUGUAUAUAUAUAUA
Messenger RNA from Dioscorea cayenensis subsp. rotundata (Guinea yam), 570 nucleotides. Its product is annotated as pathogenesis-related protein 1-like. Bases 25 to 516 code for a protein of 163 amino acids. NCBI's taxonomy places the organism in Eukaryota, Viridiplantae, Streptophyta, Magnoliopsida, Dioscoreales, Dioscoreaceae. The transcript has a single exon. Gene Ontology annotation, cellular component: extracellular region. The record is from RefSeq and is a predicted model, not a curated record.